Messenger RNA from Ctenocephalides felis (cat flea), 756 nucleotides. RefSeq lists its product as uncharacterized. The record is from RefSeq and is a predicted model, not a curated record. The coding region runs from base 148 to 756 and encodes 202 amino acids. The transcript has 4 exons. NCBI's taxonomy places the organism in Eukaryota, Metazoa, Arthropoda, Insecta, Siphonaptera, Pulicidae.
UAUUUAUAUUUAUUUGAUUUGUGAUGAAAACUGUAUUUAUUUAUACAUAAAAAUAUGCUAAAUGUAUAAAAUAUCCAUUUGUACAUAUAUUUAGCUAUAUAUCCUUUAGAAUAAUAUAAACGUUGUUAUAAAAAUUAAUUUCUAACAAUGGGAGACAAUGCGAUUGAAAACAUAGACGAUUUACUAAAACGUGCUACAAAAGAAUACAAAAUAUUAAACAAAAGAAAUCUAGAGUACCUAGAUAAAUUAGGAGUAUCCCCAGACGACUUGGAUGUAGAAGCUCGAGAAAUUCUAAAGACUGCUGUAGAAUACCAGUUAAAAACUGGUAUUGAUGAAUUGUCCGAGAACAAGUUCAAAAUCUGGUACGCACAGAAUUGUUUAAACAACUCGAUGCUGAAGGCUGAUAUUAUGAAUUUAAAAUUUGAAAAUCAAAAUGUUCUUAAACAAAUUAAUAAGGAGACUGAAUUGUGUAACACAAUGUUAAGGAAUGUGAAAGAAAUGGAAAUAGUUAUAGAUGAAAAUUGCCGUGAGAGUGAUACAAAACGUUUAUUCAAAAAGAAUGAAGAAACUUUAUAUCAGUUCAAUGAGAAAUUAAAAAGUGUUAAUUUAAAACUUGAUCCAAAAUUAGACAUUCACCACAUUGAAAGUCGCAUUAAAGAACUCAAUAGCCUUCGCAAAAAAUUGGAGGAAGAAACUAAAAAAGCAGAGAAUAAAAAAUGUCUUGAAAUGUGUUUAAAAUUAAAAAAUAAUGCUUGA